Arabidopsis lyrata subsp. lyrata is the source of this 1026-nucleotide messenger RNA. Its product is annotated as mitochondrial import receptor subunit TOM20-2. Lineage: Eukaryota; Viridiplantae; Streptophyta; Magnoliopsida; Brassicales; Brassicaceae. The record is from RefSeq and is a predicted model, not a curated record. Gene Ontology annotation, biological process: protein insertion into mitochondrial outer membrane. The coding region runs from base 92 to 709 and encodes 205 amino acids. Gene Ontology annotation, molecular function: protein binding. The transcript is spliced from 6 exons. Gene Ontology annotation, cellular component: mitochondrial outer membrane translocase complex.
AAAACCCUCGAAACUUCGUAUCGAGAGCUCAUCGACUUUCCACAGUAACAGAACCACCGAACCCUAGAUUUUCUUUCACCUGAAUCUGAAGAUGGAGUUCUCUACCGCCGACUUUGAAAGGCUUCUCAUGUUUGACCAUGCUCGCAAAGCUUCUGAGGCUCAGUACCUUAACGAUCCUCUUGAUUCCGAGAAUCUGGUUAAAUGGGGUGGAGCAUUGCUUGAACUUUCUCAAUUCCAGAACAUUCCUGAUGCAAAGGUGAUGUUAAAUGAUGCUAUUUCCAAGUUGGAAGAGGCGUUGACAUUAAAUCCAGGGAAGCAUCAGGCUCUUUGGUGUCUUGGGAACGCCUACACUUCCCAUGCAUUUCUUGUUCCAGAUGUUGAUGAAGCAAGAGGGCACUUUGAUAAAGCCGCUGAAUAUUUCCAAAGAGCUGAAAAUGAGGAUCCAGGCAAUGAGGUAUAUCUCAAGUCCUUGGAGGUCACAACAAAGGCCCCAGAACUGCAUAUGGAGAUACAUAAGCAUGGAAUGGGACAGCAAAUACUUGGUGGAGGAGGAGGUCCUUCCGCUUCAGCGAAUGUUAGCAGUGGUAAGAAGAAGAGGAAGAACAAUGACUUCACUUAUGAUGUAUGUGGUUGGAUAAUUCUUGCGUGUGGUAUUGUUGCUUGGAUUGGCAUGGCAAAAUCCCUUGGCCCUCCACCUCCUGCUAGAUGAAGCCUAAAGCCAUAGUAGUGAUGGGCAUAAUUUCCAUAAGAAAGAAUGCCUGCACACAACCACCUAUUUACAUUUCCUGAGCAGAGCUGUACUAAGUUGAAAAGUAACCGUUUGUGGCUAUGGUACCAACAAAUUGAUUUCUUUACUUUUAUUAUUAGGAUGUAUUGUCUCUUCACAUUGUUUUCGAUUUCUUCUUAUCUUUGUUGGAAGAGAAGUCCUUUUGCCAUUAUCUAAGCUUAUGCUGUUAUGGUUUUGUUUGUAGCACGAUCUCUAUGAGUUUCUUAUUUACAGAAAGAUACUGAAACUUCCUGUAAGAA